Messenger RNA from Drosophila mojavensis, 2641 nucleotides. It is a transcript of the gene Diap2, whose product is annotated as death-associated inhibitor of apoptosis 2. NCBI's taxonomy places the organism in Eukaryota, Metazoa, Arthropoda, Insecta, Diptera, Drosophilidae. The record is from RefSeq and is a predicted model, not a curated record. Bases 356 to 1858 code for a protein of 500 amino acids. The transcript is spliced from 3 exons.
AUAAAGGUGCCGGCGAAACAUAUGUUAAGCAGACAGUGUGACCAAUUUAAAAGCCGCAGUAAACAGUGUUCGGUCAAUGGAUUAUUCACAUUUCAUUUUACCCAGUAGUGGUAGUUAAAUAUGGUUUAAUUGUAUUUUAGAUAGAUUUAGUCAUAUAAGAGUUAUUGUAAUUAUUUGACUACAGGGUGACUAAGGUGCUUAUCUCAAUUCCUCGGGUGGCUAGCGCGAAACGGUCACACUGGCACGGAAUCAAUAAACUACUUUUGCAGCUGCGUUUCAGUUUUUUUUUUUGUUCAUCUGUUCAACUAUAGAUCGCAAUUUACAUCAUUACAAGAAAACGCACACAUUCGCAAAAAUGACCGAACGUCGGUUGGAAUUGGAGAGUGAACGAAUCAGGACGUUUGCCCAAUGGCCAACCAAUGCGCCAGUUCUGGUCGACGACUUGGUGAAGAAUGGGUUCUUUGCUACGGGCAACUGGCUGGAGGUGGAAUGCAACUUCUGUCACAUGCGCAUCGACCACUGGGAAUAUGGUGAUCAGGUAGCCGACAGACAUCGCGCCGCCUCGCCCAUUUGCUCAAUGGUGUUGGCCCCCAAUCACUGUGGCAAUGUGCCCUUAGAAUCCGGGGCAGCUGCUGGGGACCAGAGAAGCGACAACGAAGGCAACAGCGUCGUUGAUGGCGGCGCAGGGCAGCAAGGACAAUGCGCCUGUCCAGAUUUGCUCAUCGAAGCAAAUCGACUCGAAACAUUCAAGGAUUGGCCAAAUCCAAAUAUCACGCCACAAGCCUUGGCAAAAGCUGGCUUCUAUUAUCUAAAGCAAUCGGAUCACGUGAGGUGUGUGUGGUGCAAAGGCGUCAUUGCCAAGUGGGAGAAGAACGACAAUGCCUUUGACGAGCACAAACGCUUCUUUCCCAACUGUCCGCGUGUACAGAUGGGGCCGCUAAUCGAGUUCGGUGGCAAGGAUCUGGAGGAACUGGGCAUACAGCCUACAACGACGCCCCAGCGUCCACAAUUCUCGUGCAUCGAGGCGCGUCUACGUACCUUUGCCAACUGGCCCAUUGCGAAUAUACAGCCUGCUGAGGCGCUGGCCCAGGCGGGCUUAUAUUAUCAGAAGACCGAUGACUUGGUGCGAUGCUUUCAUUGUAACAUUGGCCUGCGCAGUUGGCAGAAGGAAGACGAGCCGUGGCACGAGCACGCCAAAUGGUCGCCAAAGUGUCAGUUCGUGCUGCUCGCCAAGGGGCCCCAAUAUGUGCGACAGGUGCGCGAUGCAACGACAGCAUCCCCUACAGCGGCCACAGCGCCAGAACUACCCACCAGCAUUGGCAGCGCCAUGUCGGCCGCUCCGGCCUGUGCGGCUCUGGCUUUGGGCAUCGAUGUGGGCGUAGUGCGGAGCACCAUUGCCAGAAAGCUUUCGAGUUCCGGCUGUGCCUACGACACGCUGGACGAUCUGUUGCAUGCCAUAUUUGAUGACGCUGGUGGCUCUGGCGCUGCGCUGGAGGUAACAGAGCCAACGGCUUCAACUCCAGUUAGCGCUGGCUGCGAAGCCACGACGAGCAAAGCGGCGCCUAUGGGGCCUGUCAAGCCGCAGGCUGUUGACCCAGCAGCCACCGCUGAUGUAGCUGUAGCAACUCCUGCUAGAGUAGUCACCACGUCCAAUCCGAAUGGAAAUUUGUCCCUGGAAGAGGAGAACCGACAGCUAAGGGAUGCGCGCCUGUGCAAAGUGUGUCUGGACGAAGAGGUUGGCGUGGUAUUCCUACCAUGUGGACAUUUGGCGACCUGCAAUCAAUGCGCGCCCAGCGUGGCGAAUUGUCCAAUGUGUCGAGCGGAAAUCAAAGGAUUUGUGCGCACCUUCCUCUCCUGAGUGUCACCUGCAUAUCCCUAAUGGAAAGACCUUAGCAUAAUUAAUGUCUACUAUGUACUUGUAUCGCCUAGGCAACUGAGCAACGGAGCAACUGAAGAAGGACGGUGGUGGGCGUGUCUGUCAGUUGUUUUUAUAGUUUGUCUAACUGAUAACGCACUUUAAAAUGUUACUAACUGUGUCGUGAGUCGAAUGUUUAAGUGUAUUAUCAGAUUGUUUGUUCUUAAAAUAUUGAAUCAACUGUUUACUGUUUUUAAAUAUCCUCUCAUGAAUUGCUGAUCGAUAUGUUGUAUAUAGAUUUAUGCCUUUUUACAUUUUAAAUUUGUGAAUUGGAUUGAAUAGGCAAAAUCUAUUUGUUGUGAGCUUGUAUAUCUACAUAUGUCUAUAUCAAAUCGUUAACUCCCAGUUAGCUAGAUUAAAUAUAUUUAUCAUGCACCCCUUUUAUGACUCCAUCUGUUAGAGUAUUUUUAGAAGGCGCAAAAGUGUUUAUAUCUUGUUAUUCGUGGCUUGAAGAGCCAAUUACCUUUUGCUAUCCAUAAAAACCAAAUGUAAUUAUUGAUAAAUAUAUAUAAAUGUUAAAAAGGUAUUUAUUAUUACGACUUUAUCAGUAUGUUUACGAUUGAUUUUUAGAUAUUUAAAAUAGGUUGGUUUCAUUAUAUAUAGGUCCUGUUUUUAAGUCGAUUAUCUUACACUAUUAUUUUUUAAAUAACUACUUUUAAUGAAAACGUGAAGCACAUUUUGGUUAUAAAUUCUAAUAGAUAUUAAAAAGUAGUCGAAAUAUUUUAA